AUGUUGCAUUCUACAAACAAUCAGCAGAAACCAAUUGAAACAAAACAAGCUACUGUUAAUACUAUCAAGCAAAAAAAAAAACUUAAACACACAAUUGUUUCUGGUUUAUUAACUAUCAUAGGCAUUUUGUUACUAAUAAAGUUUUUAUUUAAUGCUAAUUGUAAGGAGGAUACAAGCAGUUUAUGCUUGUUAAAUAUUAAUCCAAAUGCUACAAUACGAAAAAUCCAAGUACAUUUAUCUAAUAAUAUAAAAAAUAAGUUUCAGAGGUUAAUCUCGAAUAAUAAUUCAACCAAGCUCUCCAAGAUCCAUGGCAAUCCACCAAGCAUUGGUAAUUUAGAGUUUAAUCCUGAAGAUGCAAACGGGUUUAAUAAAGGUUUGAUGAUUUUAUUCGGUUUAGGUUCAAUAAUCUUUUUCAAUUGUAUGUUAAUAUAA
Saccharomycodes ludwigii is the source of this 432-nucleotide messenger RNA. RefSeq lists its product as uncharacterized. Bases 1 to 432 code for a protein of 143 amino acids. The record is from RefSeq and is a predicted model, not a curated record. The transcript has a single exon. Lineage: Eukaryota; Fungi; Ascomycota; Saccharomycetes; Saccharomycodales; Saccharomycodaceae.